Messenger RNA from Vespula vulgaris, 1671 nucleotides. Its product is annotated as adenosine 3'-phospho 5'-phosphosulfate transporter 1. Gene Ontology annotation, cellular component: endoplasmic reticulum membrane; Golgi membrane. Gene Ontology annotation, biological process: transmembrane transport. Gene Ontology annotation, molecular function: 3'-phosphoadenosine 5'-phosphosulfate transmembrane transporter activity. The record is from RefSeq and is a predicted model, not a curated record. The coding region runs from base 185 to 1573 and encodes 462 amino acids. The transcript is spliced from 8 exons. NCBI's taxonomy places the organism in Eukaryota, Metazoa, Arthropoda, Insecta, Hymenoptera, Vespidae.
ACACAUGAUGGGUACAUUAUCACGGAGCAUGGAGGAAUUAAUUCAAAUAAUUCGUUCCAUUUAUAGUUCUAAAGUCCAAGAUUAUACAUGUAUUCUAUAACGUAUAAUAUUGAAUAAAAUUUCUGGAAUACAAUUAGUUUUUCUUUGACUUAGAUAUUCUACAAUAGUUACGGCUAUCAAGGUUAUGGGAUAUAUCAUAUCCGUUUUGAAAUUGCUAAAAAAGAAAAGAAAAAGGCAAAAAAAGAUCAUGGGGAAUUUUAUAGGAGAUAUUAUAAUAUGCAUAUUGCUACUAUUUUCAGUGAGUAUUGUUUUUGGAACUACAGAGAUCAUAAAAUAUCUUACAAACAGUAGCGAAGAGUUACUGCAACUGAAUUCAUAUAACUGGAUUCUUCGAUUGUGUUUCAACCUAUUAGGCUAUGCUACAAUUUUAUUGCCAGGUUAUCUAAUAUACAAAUAUGUACAAUACAGUAAAUAUAUUCAGAGAAGUGACAAAAGCUGUAUUCCAAGAUUAGUUCACUCAUGUUUCUUGGGACAUAGUGAAACAGGUCUUUUAGACACAUCUUCUUACACACCAACGUCUACCAGUCAACGUACGUUUACUCAGGAUUUUAUGCUACUUACGUAUUGCUUCCUUGGAUUGCAAAUUAGUUACUUGACAUGGGGUUAUCUACAAGAGAAAAUAAUGACACAGGUUUAUGAGGAUAGCUCUGGUAAUCAGGAUCGUUUUGAAGAUUCGCAAUUUCUAGUAUUUAUAAAUAGAAUACUUGCAUUUUUUAUGUCUGCAUUAUAUCUUCUUAUCCAAAAACAACCACAACAUAAAGCACCGCUUUAUAAAUAUGUAUUUUGUUCAUUAUCAAACAUUAUGAGCAGUUGGUGUCAAUACGAAGCUCUUAAAUAUGUUAGUUUUCCUACCCAGGUUUUAGCAAAGGCCUCUAAAAUAAUUCCUGUUAUGAUAAUGGGAAAAAUUAUUUCACAUACAACAUACGAAUAUUAUGAAUAUGUUACAGCAAUACUUAUUUCUAUUGGAAUGACAAUGUUUAUGUUAAAUAGUUCUGAUUAUAAAAAUGAUGGAGCUACCACUAUUUCUGGUAUUAUUCUUUUAGGAAGUUACUUACUAUUAGACAGUUUUACAAGUACCUGGCAAAAUGCACUUUUUGUAGAAUAUGGUACAACUAGUAUACAAAUGAUGUGCGCGGUAAAUAUGUUUUCAUGUUUAUUGACUGUCACAUCUCUUAUACAACAAUCAAGUUUUCCUUUCAUAUACUCGUUUAUGAAAAAGUAUCCUAGGUUUAUAAUGGAUUGUUUACUUAUUUCCAUUUGUUCUGCAAGUGGACAAUUAUAUAUUUUUUAUACAAUUUCGAAAUUUGGGCCUAUCACUUUUGUAAUAAUGAUGACUAUACGACAGGGAUUGGCUAUAUUACUGUCGUGUUUAAUAUAUCAUCAUGAAAUUAAAAUGAUUGGUAUAUUAGGUAUACUUCUUGUAUUUGGUUCAGUAUUCCUUCGAAUUCAUUGUAAUAAUGUAACUCGAGCGAUAAAAAGACGCAGAACCGCAGUGAAUUCUGUAAAAAAUUAGAUUAUUUUAGUUAUUAUUAUGUAGAAUCUCAUAUGAUUUAAUCUCUUUUUUCUUGUGUGUGUGCCUGAUUUCUAACAAUACAUUAUUUUAGAUACUUA